UUUUGUUUUAUUAUGUUGCCAACUUCUGUUUAGAUAGUAGUGUGUUUUCUUGUUUGUCUUUGAUCUAAAGUUACAGAAUCUUGUUAUCAAAAUUAAUAAAAAUGCCGGUGAUUACUUUAAGUAAUAAAUGUAUUUGGUUUAGUACAUGAAUAUUUUGUUGGAAAUGGAAUGUGAAACUGUAAAUAAUUGUGAACAAGAAGAUACAAACAAAGUUAAGGAUUUAUCAGAUGAUCUACCUUUGUUAUUAAGAGCGAACAGUAUUUUUCGAGCAAGGUUGUUGCAAAUUGACAGAAGUUUACCUUUAAUAGAAAAAUUAACUAUUGAUAAUACAGAUCUGGCUGAAAAAGAUAAAAAAAUUAUGGACCUUGAAGAGGAAAAUGCAGGACUGAUUAAUUCAAAGCGUGAAUUAUUACAAGAAUGUGAGAAGUUAAACCGUGAUUUGAAUGAACUAAAAGAAUUAUAUGAUAAUCGACGAGAAGAAGUUAAAGAGAAUGCUCAAAGAGAUGAAAAAAUAAAGGAUCUUGAAAAGAAAAAUGUAGAGCUGUUUAACUCAAAUCAAAAUUUAUUAAAAGAAUGUGAGAAUUUAAACCGUGAUUUGAAUGAACUAAAAACAUUAUAUGAUAAACAACUGGAUGAGAAAAAAUCUUUUCUGACAAAUAAUGCUAAUAAAACGGAUCAUACUGAUGACUGCCUUAUGGCUGAUCUAGAACUUUCUUCUGAUGAUGAAAGUGAAUUUCCAGCAAAUAAUAAGGUUAAAUCUCAGAAAAUGCCAGUGGAAGAAAACAAAAAUAUUGCUUGUGAAAAAUGUAUAAAACUAGAAGAUGAAUUAUCAUUUGAGAAAGCUAUGAAUUUUACAAGACAUUUUCAUUUUGUAUCUCCAGUUCCAGAAGAAAAGCAUUUCUCAUCUGUUUCUAUUCAAACUGAUAUUGUUCAUGAUCAGUUUAUAAAAAAUAAUACAUUAACUAAAAAUGAUCAAGAACUUAUAAGCAAUCCUCUUGGUUUUAGUACAUCUGAAAUUUGCAAAACAAUAUUUAAAAAUAGAAAUAAAUUAAUAUUUUCCAUAAAUUCUUGUGGUUAUAAGCAUAUAAAUGCCUUCAAUAAACUUGAUUUGGGAGCUGAAAAUGCUUUACCUGAGAUAAUAAAAAAAAUAUAUAAUUUUCUCUCUGAAGUAACUGAUUCCAUUCAAGAUUCUUUCGAAGUAAUUACAAAGAAAUUUAAUAAAACUUAUGAAUUAAAAGACUCACCAGAAAAUAAUAAUAUUAGUAAUGCUUAUUUGGGCAAGACAGAAAAUACUGAAUGUUCACCACUAGAUGGUAAAAUUAAUAAAAAAAGCAAAAAGCGAUUACUUGAUGAAAUACAACCAUUAAUUCAUGAUGAAAUUGCUCCGAAACGCACUUGCACUUUAAAACCACAACAAAUUGACUAUGAUUUAAUUUACAAUAAUAUGAACAUUAAAAAACAUGAUAAACUAAUCAGUCCAAUUAAAAGUAUUGCUGCUUUGUCUCCAAAAGAUGCAAACAAAACCUCAAAAAGAAAACUAAAAUCUUUAAAAAAUAACAUCUCUCCUCCAAUAAUUAAGGAAUUUGCUAGUAUUGAUAAUGACAAUGUAAAUAAUGAAUUGAAGAGUGUUCCUCCCAAAGGUAGACGUAAGUCAGUUAUUAAAAUAUUAAACGAUUCCCAAAGAAUGAAGAGAAAUCUAGAAAUAUUUUCAAAAGGAAAGAAAUUAAAAAAAAUAAAAACUGAUUUUAUAAAAGUGAACAGUGUUCCAAAUAUAGAAAAUUUAUAUAAUCAAAAUGUUAACAUUCAAAAUGAAAAAAAUAAUUCAAUCCCAAUUACAGCCAUUACGGAGAAUAAAGACAUGAAAUUAAGCACAAGUAGUGUUAAAACUAUUGAAAGCCCUGUUAUUACAAAAGUUUUGAAUACUGAGAAAACCGAGACCAAUCGAGCAAAAGAGAGAAAAAGCAAUCGACAUGAUAAAUUAAAUAAGUCUGUGAUAGACACUUGUAAGAAUUUAACUGGCGAAUGUGAUCAAACUUCAAUUACUUCUAUUAAAAGUUCAAAUUUGAAUGAUACACAAGAGGACAGAAAACUUGAAAAUUUGAACAUAAAUUUGGCAGAAAUAGAUAGUUCAAGUAAUGUAACUAAAUCAAAUGUGGAUCCUUUGAAAAAUUGUCCAAAUUACUUGGAAGAUAAUACCAAAUCAAAAACUGAUUUUCAUGUAAAAUUUGUUCCUGAAGGUUCCACAGAAACUAAAAACAUCAAAUCCCAUGAAAGCGACUAUGAAUCAAAGGAAACCAAAGAUUGUGUUACUAAUGUUACAAAAACAGAAACAGAAGACUCUAAUAAGAUCCAGAACAAUAAUAUCAAGAUCAAUGGAGUUUUAGAUGAAAACGAAAGUUCAAAAACUCGAGCUGAACAAUCAGAUUGUUUUGAAGAAAUUGAUGGCAAAAAUGACAAUUUACCUAAAGAAAAUUUUGUUAAUAAAAUUGAAAAUACAGUGUGUCUCUCAGAAAACGAUACUAGUAUAUUGAGCAAAGGUAACUCAAUUCACAAUGAAAAUGUUGACACAGAAAAAAUUAAAAAUUCAAAUGAAGAAAAUAUGAAAUUAAAUUUUUAUACUGAACAAAGUAUAAAUGAAGAUUUUCACACACCAGAAAAAAAUAGGCAAUUGAAAAUGGUUUUAGAAAAAUCUGAAGAGAUUCAAAUAAUUCAAGGAACUUCUGAUUCUGAAAUGGUUAACUCUGAUACUCCUACAUUGAAUAAUUCUUCUUAUAAACAAGAAAAUAUUUCAGACAAUAAUGCUGUUCAAACAAAAACUAGUAUAAUCAAUUACAAUAAUACUAGAUUAAAACAAAAUAAUUUCCAAUCAACGUGUCUUGACUAUUCAGUCAUGGAAAAACAUGUAAGAAGCAUUAAUUCAGUACAAACACCUGUUGAAAAGUUCAACAAUCGCAUAAGUGUUUUAUCAGAACUCAUUAAGGAAUAUGCUCUACCUAAUAAAAACUAUAAAAAGCUCAUUAAGCAAUUUCCAACAGCUAUACCAUUUACCCCAAGUUUCAAAACACAAGAACAACAAAUUAAAAUGAUUCUUGUAGAAUUUCUAGAGAGCCCAGAUGUAUCGGCAGGUAUACCAAAAGCCAUUAGUGAAUUACAAAUUACAGAUUUGGACAUAAAACAAGUUUUUUCUCAAUGUUUGUUAUACAACAUGAAAGAUGAUUGGGGAACGAUAAUUAAAAAAAAUCCACAACCUGCAAAAUAUUUAAUUAGACUUAUAUGGCAUCUUGAUCAAAUUUAUGAAGGUUUUAAGCAUUAUUAUAUGUCUGCGACAUCAUACAAAUUAUUCAGAAGCUGGAGAUGUAAAAGCAUUGUCCAUAUUUCUGGCAGAUAGUUUAUAUUGUUUCCACAUUAAAUGUGUGAAUAUUUUUGAACAGAUAUUAACAGCUUGUCCUGAUUUGUUACAAUGUUACAAUUCUAAUAUUAGAG
This is a messenger RNA of Ctenocephalides felis (cat flea), 3483 nucleotides long. RefSeq names its product girdin-like. The transcript has 6 exons. The coding region runs from base 146 to 3388 and encodes 1080 amino acids. The record is from RefSeq and is a predicted model, not a curated record. NCBI's taxonomy places the organism in Eukaryota, Metazoa, Arthropoda, Insecta, Siphonaptera, Pulicidae.